This is a messenger RNA of Mobula hypostoma (lesser devil ray), 2075 nucleotides long. It is a transcript of the gene tbc1d25, whose product is annotated as TBC1 domain family, member 25. The record is from RefSeq and is a predicted model, not a curated record. NCBI's taxonomy places the organism in Eukaryota, Metazoa, Chordata, Chondrichthyes, Myliobatiformes, Myliobatidae. Gene Ontology annotation, biological process: activation of GTPase activity; regulation of autophagosome maturation. The transcript is spliced from 6 exons. Bases 22 to 1752 code for a protein of 576 amino acids. Gene Ontology annotation, molecular function: GTPase activator activity. Gene Ontology annotation, cellular component: autophagosome.
GGGAAUGUACACAGAGCGAGAAUGGCGGCGGCGGCGGAGGAAUUGGAGGUUGUGAGGGUGCGGGUGAAGAAAUGCGAAGGCUUGCUUCCUCCAGUGUUCCGCACGUUUGCCGUCGACCCCCAGAUCACCUCCUUCGAGGUCCUCCAGCACAUCCUCAUACGAGCCUUCGAUUUAAGUAGCAAGAAGAACUUUAUCAUUAGCUAUCUGUCGCCGGAGAAGUCUUCCCAGGAGAUGUACCUGUCCCUACAGUCAGACUGGGACCUGGACGUUGCCUUCAGCAGCCUCUCACAAGCUUACCUGCAACUCAAAGUCGACAUCAAGCCUUCCGAGGACAGCCCACUCCUGGAGGACUGGGACAUCAUCAGCCCCAAGGAUGUGAUCAGCUCCGACCUCCUGACCCCAGAGAAACGGACAUUUGCCGUCUCACCCCUACCCCUCACGCAGUCCAUCAUAUCCCAGGUGGGCCGUACCCUGUCGAAGGUCCAGCAGGUGCUGAGCUGGGCUGGCAGCGAGGAGGCAGCCAAGCCCUUCAAGCCGCCCCUGGGUGACGCCGAGUUCCACACCUACCUCAACCACGAGGGACAGCUGUGUCGCCCUGAGGAGCUUCGCCUGCGGAUCUACCAUGGCGGCGUGGAGCCCGGCCUACGCAAGGUGGUGUGGCGCUACCUGCUGAACGUGUACCCAGAGGGACUGACAGGCCAGCAGCGGCUGGACUACAUGAAGCGUAAGAGCCGGGAGUACGAGCGGCUGAAGGCGGAACGGGGCCGGCGGGCGGGGGCCGAGCAGCUGGAGCAGCUGCAGGCACUGGUGCACAAGGACGUGGCACGCACCGACCGUGGCCACCCCUACUAUGCCGGGCCAGAGGAGGGCCACCCUCACCUAGCCGCCCUGCGCGACCUGCUCACCACCUACGCCGUGGCCCACCCCCGCGUCUCCUACUGCCAGGGCAUGAGCGACCUGGCCUCGCCCUUGCUCGCCGUCAUGGACGACGAGGCCCACGCUUACGUCUGCUUCUGCGGCCUGAUGCGCCGCCUGGAGCCGAACUUCCGGCCGGACGGCGAGGCACUGGCCACCAAAUUCGGCCACCUCCAGCGCCUCCUGCGGCGGGCCGACCCUGCCUUCUAUGCCUACCUGCGUCGGCGGGGCGCCCACGACCUCUUCUUCUGCUACCGCUGGCUCCUGCUCGAGCUGAAGCGCGAGUUCGCCUUCGACGACGCCCUGAGGCUGGCCGAGGUCGCCUGGAGCUCGCUGCCUCCUGAUCCGCCGGUGGGCGAGGUGCCCCUCACCGGUGAGCCGCUGGCGCCGGGGGAGUCGCCACUGGUGGUGAGGCCGACCCGGGGCGGGGGCGGUAGUGGGGCGGGAGGUGGGGGGGGAGGAGGAGGAGGUGGGGAGGAGGGAGGGGAGGGGGACGGCGACGAGGACGACGACGGCCCGCUGCCCCCGCCCCAUCAGCUGGGUGGCGGGCACCCCUUCGUUCUCUUCCUGUGCCUGGCGCUGCUGCUGGAGCACCGCGACCGGAUCGUGGGCGCCCGCAUGGACUACAACGAGCUGGCCAUGCACUUCGACCGGCUGGUGAGGCGCCAGGACCUGAGGCGGGUCACCCAGCGGGCCAGGGCACUCUUCGCCGACUACCUGCAAGGGACCGAGGGCUGGGCGGCCGCUGCCAAGGGAGGACAGCAGGAGGAAGGGUCCCGCUCCUGGUCCCAGAGCCCUACCGGCCAAGGGGCCGAGUCUCCGGCCUCCUGCCCCUGAACUGAGGAUCAGAGGGGAGGGGUGGGCGGUGGGGGCAGAAUCUGUGUCCUGGUGGCAGUGUAAAAUGUGACAUGAGAAAUGUGAAAUGGCAGAGGGUCGUGAGCUUCAACCUUGUGGCGGGGGUCUUAAGUUGGUGAAAAGUGACUUUUUGGCAGGGGGUCACGAACUUUCAAUGGCAUCAGUUGUGAACUGUGACCUUUGGGGGGAUUCAUUAUGACCUUUAAAUGACAGGGGUAUAAUGAAGGGUGAGGGUCAUGAUCUGUGACCUAAAUGCCAUGGGAGUCGUGAACUGAAUCUCCAAAUGGCGAUGUGACCUUUGGGGG